Molecule: messenger RNA, 1568 nt
Organism: Hibiscus syriacus
Lineage: Eukaryota; Viridiplantae; Streptophyta; Magnoliopsida; Malvales; Malvaceae
Exons: 3
Coding region: 141-1397 (418 amino acids)
Source: RefSeq, a predicted model, not a curated record
ACCAAAAAAAAUAUAACCCUCUUCUCCUAGUUCCUUCUCAAAAACUCCCUUUUUUUUAUGAAAGAGAGUUAAUCUCUCUGCUACUACUUUUCCUUUUUAUUAUUAUUGUCUCCUAUUGUUUCGUUCUUAUUUAAAUUUUUAUGGCUCUUCUCACUUUCUUACCGGAGACGGCGGCGGAACCCAUGACAGUGAAACCGCCGUCCAAGCGUAGAAAAAACCAGAUACAAAAGCAAAAGCAACCGUCUUCAUGGGACCAAAUCAAGAAUUUGCUCAGUUGCAAACAGAUCCAAGGGUCGAAAGUUCAUGAUCCUUCCAAGAAUAAUCAGCAUGGGUACUCAAAGCUGGGUUCCUCUUGCAAGUCCAUCUGUAGCUUCAAGGACGUUGUUCAUGGCAACUCGAGGAGAGUUGUUGACAGAGCUGAUAACUCGCCUGAGAGUAGCACAGUUGGUCAAGAAACUGGGUUACCGAGACGCAAAGCUGCAAAUAGCUCGUCAACCCGGUCGUUGUCGGGGUCAACAAGAUCUAAUAAUAACAGCACAACUUACACGUCAUCUUCAUCCAGAGCUAUGCAAUUCAGGAAGUUUUCUGGGUGUUACGAGUGCCAUAUGAUAGUUGACCCUAGCAGGUACCCGUCAUCAAGAACAACAAUUUGUGCCUGCUCACAGUGCGGAGAGAUCUUCCCAAAGAUUGAAAGCUUGGAGCUUCAUCAAGCUGUUCGCCAUGCAGUUUCGGAGUUGAGCCCAGACGAUUCGGGCCGGAACAUCGUAGAAAUUAUCUUCAAAUCGAGCUGGCUUAAGAAGGGUAAUCCAAUCUGUAAGAUCGAACGGAUACUGAAAGUCCACAACACCCAACGCACCAUCCAACGGUUCGAGGACUGUCGCGACGCAGUGAAAACGCGUGCUCUUAACAGCACCAAAAAGAAUCCCAGGUGUGCAGCCGACGGAAACGAACUCCUCCGGUUCCACUGCACCACAUUGUCGUGUUCCCUCGGAGCACGUGGAUCCUCCAGCUUGUGCGGUUCGAUCCCGGGUUGCGGAGUCUGCACCAUAAUCAAACAAGGGUUCCACAACAAAGGUGGAGGUGUCGCCGCAGCAGCAGAAUCCAAAGGAGUCUGCACUACGGCUAGCAGCGGCAGGGCCCACGACUUUCUUAAAUGUACGGACGGGCGGAUGGCCAUGCUUGUUUGCCGUGUGAUCGCGGGAAGGGUGAAGAGAGUGGCGGAUGAUGCGCCGCCUUUGGAGGAGGAUAAUAGCAGCAGCUUUUCGGUUUCGACUGGCUCGUACGAUUCUAUAGCAGCAUACACCGUCGUCUACUCCAACCUGGAAGAGUUGGUUGUCUUCAACCCAAGGGCUAUCCUUCCUUGUUUCGUAGUCAUCUACAAAACACUAGAAUCUUAACUCAAUUGAAGCCAGUUAUCUAAGUAUGGACAUCAUUUUCUCAGAAUUAUCAAAAUCAAACCAUCAACCUUAACCGUGUACAUAUGUUUAGAUCUUACGUCGUUGUCGUGGCACAUAAGAUCAAAACCUAUGUUUUUUUUUUUUUUUGGAAAUAAAUUGGAUUUCAAUGUU